Molecule: messenger RNA, 5947 nt
Organism: Wyeomyia smithii (pitcher-plant mosquito)
Lineage: Eukaryota; Metazoa; Arthropoda; Insecta; Diptera; Culicidae
Exons: 7
Coding region: 1754-3277 (507 amino acids)
Cellular component (GO): nucleus
Source: RefSeq, a predicted model, not a curated record
GAACAGCAGCGGAGUCAGUCAGCAAACGAUCGAUGAGGAUAGUGGCCGCAGUUUGUACUUCUCCCGUGGACCCUGUGUCUGUGCUGUACGCGCGCGCGUGUGUGUAUGUGCGCUGAGUAAAACCGUGUCAUAUUUAUACUAUACAGGAAAGACUCGAUCGAUUACUAAUCUGCCUAUAAAUACUAAAUAAAUAACCACCGGAUUGUGAGAGCAGAAAGAAGCCUGCUACGAUCCAGCUGCUGCUGCUGCUGCUAUCCAUAACAGUAUUGUCGACGACGAAAGUGAAAACGAAGAAGAAGGACCGAAUAGUGUUUAUGUUAUUUGUGAAACUCACGACCUGCUUCGAUGCGAUAUAAUGGCCGUCAUCAUGUGAUAAUGAUUAGUGCCGCCGAUAUGGACAGCGUUACCGUCGUGUGAAACCGAACCGAACGCCCACGACGGCCAUUCUUGCUGAGGGCUAAAAUCCAGCAGCAUCGUAAAAAUCGAUUCCCCGCUGCUGCUGUUGGUGUUAUUGCUGAAUCGUUUCAGUGCGUAAGCAACCAACUAACACAGCGAAGAAAUCGAUGCACUGUGCAUCGCUGUCUGCUAAUUAGUUCCCAAAAGUACCACCCUCGCGUGCCCCAGAAGAAGUCCCGAAACUGGGCCAUCAGCUUUUUACCCCCCGGGAAAGAGGGGUGCAGCCAAAAGUUUAUAAAUAUGCACUGCCUGCUGUGCUAAGUGUGCUGUCAUUGACUGCAGAGCAGAGCUUGACCCGUCCUCUAUGUGUAGGAAGGAAACCAAAGCAAGAAGGUCGAAGUAGAUACUGCACACACAGUAUCCAUCCCGAUCUCUCCUCUCCGCCCUUCACAGCUUCGCACCUAACCCCCCCCCCCCUCAAAUACUAAACGCAAUCGCAUCAGGAGGAAACUUUGACUUCAAAGAUUACCUAAUCGAACGCACACACACACGCUUGGCGGUAGCAGUGUGUUAGUGGCGACCAUUUGGUAAACAUUGGGUCACUCACGCGGUUCCACUCUGCAAGCUGUCAUUCAAUCCCGUUGUCACUCUCGUAUCGUGCGGCGAAUUGCCCGAAUUGCAUAAUCGAAAGUUUGAACGCAUACCAACUACACCACCCCCACACACACACGGGUUCCCGAAUGUCGCUAUAGCAACACACACUCAAACAACCACUCACACCCGGAUUGCCAUCAGCCGCCAGCAGCAGAGAUAGAAGAGUGUAAAUAAAAAUAAAUACCAACUGGACGGGGCAAGUGAGUGAGUGAGUGAUUGAACCGCGGUCGCUGGCGUUCGCGUGUAGAGUUUACACGUAUUCUAAAUUGGAAACCGCGAGAACAAAACGGGACUCUCGCGUGCAAUACCACCAACACCGUUCGUGUGUGCAUGUUGUUGCUGCUGCUGCUGCUGUUGAGGCGCAGUCAUCCAUCUUUGAUUUCGUCACCCACAAAUACACUCUCACUGUUUUGGAUGUGCGAUGUGAGAUUCGCCUGCUGCAUCGCGCUCGCGGCAUGAUUCUGGCAAACAGCAGGCCACUAACUAGUAUUGUGCAGUAGGCCUUGGCGGAGAGCUGCGAGUUUAUCUGGCCAUUGGCAGCCAAGUGUCCAGUGGCUCUGUGUGGCAUCCAAAAGAAAAAAGCAAAAACCCUAGAGACGGAAGCUCUGUACAGGGCGGAGUAAGCGAGCAAGCACUACACCCGUGGGCGAGUGAGAGAGCAGCUGGCUGGCUGGCUGGUUGGCGAGGAGAGAAGUGUUGGAAUAUGGCUGUGUUUUUAAUUAACAUAUGCAAGUUCAAUGGUUGUGGCAUUACGUUUCCCAGCUUGGGCGAUUUGAUUCAGCACAUCGAGGAUACACACAUUGACUACGACUCCCAGAUCCUCGGGCAGAAGGAAAAAUCUCAGUCCACUUGUCUUCCGCUGAGUUACGUGCUUCGCUUCAUCACUGAUCCAUCGCGUAAGGAGAACACACUGCUGAACGGUGGCACCACUGGUCUUGGUGGUGCCCUCAAGGGAGCUUCAGGGGGAGGAGCAAAUGCCGGUGAUGGAACCGGCUAUCAGAGUACCCCACCAGGGACACCGGGCAGCACUAAUUCGUCGUCGCUGCUCGGCAGUAAUGGCUCACUGGUGGGGGGAGUUCUCUCCGGUGGAACGACAGCAUCGGGAGCCGGUGGCAAAGGGGGUGCCACCGGGUCGUCAGGUGGAAGUGGUCCGGGUGGAGGAGAGAAACUGGCGUCAACCGGUUCGGCCGGAACCGACAUGAAGCGGAAGAUUGCCAUCAAGCAUCACAGUUACAGUAUGUCAUCGUCUAAUCGGAGUACGACGCCUACCGGAAGCGAAAUGGACGAUGAUGAUAUGAUGGUGUCCGAGUCGGAGGACAGUAAUGACUCCUGGACCACAGAGGAGUUCAGCUCGGAGUUUAUAAUGCGCUACGGGAGCAGGCGGCACUCUUCUUCCGGUGCCAAUGGACUCAAUUCCUCCAAUGAGAAACCUUUUGCAUGUCCCGUACCGGGUUGUAAAAAGCGUUACAAAAACGUCAACGGCAUUAAGUAUCACUCGAAAAAUGGCCACAAAAAGGAUGGAAAUCGAGUCCGGAAAGGCUUCAAGUGUCAUUGCGGCAAAAGCUACAAAACCUCCCAAAGACUAAAAAACCAUCAGCUGAGUACCCAUCAGAACCCGGCAGUGGAUUCCGGUGGUGGUGGUGGUAUGCAAUCAUCACACAGCGCGGCUGCUGCCGCCCUUCAACAACAGCAGCAACUGUCUACAUCCUCGUCGUCGCCCUGUACCUCUUCUGUGUCGUCCGUCGUUGCGUCUGUAUGUUCCUCCGUUAGUAGUAACAAUAAUAAUCACACCAGUGGCAGUGCGAUAGUCGUCACCGGUGGUGCCGUCGCCAUCGCCACUGCAGCAGCAGCAUCUAGUCAAAUUGCUUCAUCCUCCUCGAGCUCUUCAUCAUCAUCGUCGUCGUCUUCGUCGUCCUCGUCGUCAUCGUCGGCGGGUUCGCCGAACGGCAAAUACGACAAUCUGGGUAUUCUGACACCGGCCACAUCGCCCAAGCUGACGCUGAUGAACACCGCCUGCAGCGGUCAGGAGAAUUUACUCCCGAUAACGCCAAUCAGUCCGAACGGGAGCAGUGCAACGAGUGGCGGCACCACCGCUACUGGUACUGGUGGCAGCACCGGCGGUGGAGUAGCAGGAGGUGGUGGCACCACUACUUUGACAAGUAGUAAAACUGCGGCUGUGUUGUCCGCGACUACUCUCGUGAGUCAGCUGCAAACCGAAGAGACGUAGCCGAUACUCAAGAACCUACUGUUGAGAAAGUGUUGAAAGUAGUCGCGGCGCGAAUCGACCGGCCCCGGAACUCUAUAUAUUCACGGUUCGGUUCGCGAGAUCUUUUCGUUUCUUUGAUUAAUACUAGUAAAACAAAAAACGCUUUUAUCUAUACCGACACCUUGGUCAAAUGCAGAGAUAUAACUAAAAUAGGCAAAACAACUAAAAACAUACACGAAUUAUAAGUAAAUUAUUAUCGAAAUAGGUACUGUUUAGAGCUUUGAAACGAUUAUUAUCAGUAAUAUUCAGACGAAAGCUAUGAAAUAGGUGUUUCACGCAAACUUAUUGUUGUAGAAUGGUAACAAAAAAAAUCUUACAGAAGACAAAAAAAACAAUAGCUUGGAAUAACCCCCCCUUAGGUAUAACAAAAAAAAAACAAUAUUUGCAAAUCAUCCGUACAAUAGUAGCAGUUGUCCUGUGUCUUUUUGCCACCGUCCGCCACCUUGGCGCGGACAUUAAACAAUCUAAUUUUCCGAGAGGCGUUUCCGUACUUAAUAACCACACCCCCAGAAUAUGUGUAGGGUUCAGAAGCAAGCAGUCUUUUCUGUUAGGUUUCGUUCUAUCUUAAUUGUACAUCGAUCAUUGUUAAUUAUUAUUUUAUUUUAUUUAAAUGUCCGUGUAUAUGUUCCAGCUUGCUUUUUUUCCUGUGUAUCACUAUGCAAAAAAAAAUAUAACCCUUAACCAGAAGAGUAUGUAAAAUACACACUAAUCCGUUGAUCACAGUUUAAUAAGGCAAAACAAAUCGCAAACCCCUUUUCGAAGAUUGUCCCUACAUACACAUCCGCAUAUUACCCACUAAAACAAACACUAAAAAGCAUGUAAAUUUGAAACAAGAAAAAAAUCAGGAAACAAUAGAUCAUGUUUAAAAGAAGAGAAAAAAAUAUUCAGAUCUCAGACAGUUUGCUUGCAGCUUGUUGAUAAUACCAUUAAGAAAUAUGUACUUCACAAGCGCAAAAGCAGCAAAAAAAAAAAAAACAACUAAACAAUGUAAGAGAAUGCUAAUGAUACCAAAUUUAAACGUAGGGUCUAAUUAAUAUUUCCUAACGCUAAACAAAAAAAAGGAAUGUAAACACAGAAGGAGCAGAAAAAAAAUUGUUUACUAACAUAUUAAGCAGCCACUACACAGAUAGGCAAGCAGAAAAAUCUGAGGCUCCUAGUGCUAUCAAUCCGUGUGUGUAAGAAAGGCUUCUUAAAAAAAAAACACCGCUGAAGCGGUUGGAUUUGUUGUUUGUUCUGGAAAUGGAGACACGAAGGCUCGUUUCCAAUGCGUUAGAGCAAUGAUUAAUGAAUGCUUUUGAAAUCUGUCCCCUGAACAAACUCCAACUCCAGCAAUAUGGCACGCUUCCAGCGCGCAAAUCUACAUACAAUGCUCAAUAAUAGAUCAGUAUCAUGUCGCCAUCCAGCAACAUAAAGCACAUUUUUGCACGUUUUGCAAGACUACGGAGGCGAAGGCAUCGCCGUCGUUGUCUUCAUCAUUUUCAUAAUUAUCAUCGUUCGUGCAUGUAAGAUACCGUCGCAGUGGAGCGCAUUCUUUCCCUCCCUGGAUGGGGUGCGCAAGCUGGGAACGUCAAUCCAUAACUAAACACACACACACACACAUACACACAAACACCUAGUUAGCCCACACAUCACAUGAUUUAUCAUUCAUUCAUGUACAUUUCGUGUACAACCCAUGCGCGCGCAUACAAUUUGUGUUGAUUACAAAAAAGCUGUGAUUUUUACAACCUCGUCCCUUUCCCCUACACUUGAGAGUCCCGCUUUUUUUUUCUUCUAAUUGUGAUCCCCUCUAUCCCUCUGAACUCCUCAUGUAUAUAGUGACUAAACAAGUAGAAAUGUUCCCCCCACUUCUUUCCCUACCUUCUAACCCUUAAUCAACAGUGUGUCCAAUCCUCGUUCGUCUGUUAUUAAUGUUAGGAAAAUUUAGUCGAUUAUGUCGUUUUAAGUUAGUUCUAGUGCAAAAUCGUAUUCGAAAAUUUGGGCAAAAAUAACCAAAACGAAAUCACCGGGGGCUCUGCCAGCAGCAGAGCCUGUCAUUCCAACUGACAGCCUGGCGAUAAUAAAAAUAAACGAUGAGAAAAGAAAAACGAAAUUGAGGGGAAAAUAGAAGUAUCACCCCCGCUGGUCCUGUCCGCCUCCCUUUCAUCUACACAUGGCAGAAGAAAGAGCGCCACGAAAGAGGAGGAUGGGAAAAAGUGAAUACUUCAUAGCUAGUCAAAUUUUAUGUUAUUGUAAUUUGUAAUUACGUUUUACUACAGACAUAAAAACAAACACACACAUACAUACACACAUUGUAAAAUUACAAACCUGUAAAAUGAUAUAAGCGUGUAAGCAAAAGAAAAUUAUCAUUAUGAAUCGAGAAGGAAAAAUCAUCUUUGAAUCGAGGGGAGACAAAAAAAAAUGCAAAUCCUUUAGUCGUCUUUUAAUGAAAUUUAAGAGUAAUUAAGAAGUUUAAAUUAUUUAUUUAACUAAAUUGUGAAACCAGAAAAGAACAUUACAAUUGCUAAAUUAAAGCGUAAAACAGAACCUGCAUGAACUAUAUCUCUGUAUGUCAUAUUUAUUGUAUGAUACUAUAGAAACGAUAGAUCGAAACAUUGACAAAAUGAAGUAAAAUAAAUGAAAAGGUGAAAAACA